This is a messenger RNA of Magallana angulata, 2139 nucleotides long. RefSeq lists its product as uncharacterized. The transcript has 10 exons. Bases 128 to 1387 code for a protein of 419 amino acids. The record is from RefSeq and is a predicted model, not a curated record. NCBI's taxonomy places the organism in Eukaryota, Metazoa, Mollusca, Bivalvia, Ostreida, Ostreidae.
AGGAAAUAUGAUGACGUCAAAUUAAUCAGAAAGAGUCCGUUAUCAAAAUUGAAAUUUCAAACAGUUUAAACCUUUAAUCUCUUACCUAAUGAUUUUUCUGCACGGGUAAAAGUCAACAGUGCAAGCAAUGGACGUCUAUAUUCUAAGUAUCACAAUCUGUAUCAGUUUUCUCUUUGGGACAUCUUUAUCUAUGAAGUGUGCCGAGUCUAUCCCGACAAUAUCCACUGUUUCCCGGUGCCCUUCCAACGUCACGGAAUGGGAUAUAGCGGCAAAAAGAAAAAGUUGUAAUGUCUUGGCAAAGAUCCAAAAUUGCACACAUGCAAACAACUUUGUAUAUCAUUGUGUUCUCAAUGAAGAAGCAACGAUGUUAGUAGAAGUCUGUGCACCUAUAUACUAUCUGGCAGGUUACUGUUCUCGUUACAGCGAAGUAGACGGAAAAUUUAUCAACAAACCUGAUUUAGAUUGUACAGUGUUUGAUCCUCCCUGUCCAAACAGAUUUACAUCAAAUGAAUCUUACAAGUAUCAAAAGUGCUAUGAGAAAGUUAUAAAACAACAGCAGGAAAAAAACAGUGUAAAUCAAUAUGUUCCAUUGGUGACCGUCCUGGCGAUAACAAUAACUUUGCUGAUGGUUCUAGCAGUGGGGUUUAAGCUAAAAUGGAUAAAAUGUUUAUGUGAUAGCCAGGAGACACCAUCACCCCCUGAUGUACAAAUAGAGAAAAAGGAGCCAAAAGGAACCCCAAAACAGUCGGAGACUGACCCUGUCAAUGUGAUCCCAACUCCUACGUUACCGGAUAAUGCGUCCUUCGAGGAGAUGGUGAAAGAAUGCAAAAACUUGUCAGGAGAUACCCAAGUAACAUGCGCUCUUCAGGCUUCCAGUGCAAUACUUGAUCUACGUAAUGCUCUCUCCAAAGAGCUCAAUAUUCCCCAAACGUUGAUACUGAUUGUCGACCAGGAAAACGGCACUAUUUUCCAAGAUGACAUUGAAAUUGAGACUUUAAAGCAGUCACCAAUUGAAUUCAUCCUAGGCAAUCGAAACAGAACUAGUAUCAUUGAGGACGACGGCUCUGUAGAAAAUAAUGUUAUAUCGAACAAAAACAUCACGUAUGGAAAAUGUAAAAUGAGUUGCGGUCAUUUUACAGAUCCAGAAACGCUUUUUGUUUGGACAAAAGAAAAAUUGCCUGGGGGUUUGGAUUCCGGACUGCUGUGUCCUCGGUGCCCUUAUAUGCUCUGGGGUAUAGACGAACUCAAGGAAAAAUGUAACAUGUCUAAAGAUGAAAAAAAGUUUUUCACAAACGUUGCAAUUUUGAAUAAACGUACACGCGGUAUGAUUGAUGACUCUGAACCGCGAAAGCCUGAAAGAAGUGUUUCAAAACAACAAACUGACUAGAAUGAAAAACACGACUGUUGUUUACAGAUGGUUAACAAUGACAGUUAAAAAAAACAUUUUGCUUUAUGUUAAAUACUAGUUGAUAGUUAUGCUGAGUCAUAAUUAAAGGUAAUAGCAAGGAAGUACAUAAUGAAUAUUGCAUAUCUAUGUUUGGGUUGUUUUGGUCGUUUUAUUUAACAAAAUCAUGACUCAGCAUGAGGAAACAAACAGAAAGAAUGUAAUUAAAAACAAUUCAGUAUGUCUUCAAUAUUUUUAUGAUCUUAUUAUCGUUUGAAAAUUAUCUGAGCAUUUGUUGUAACAUCACCUAUAAAUUAUUAAUUAUAUAAAAAGGGAAGUGUGAGUUUUCUUUGAUGAUGCAAAAUUACCUUCGUGUGUGUUUUUAUAUAUUAAAUUUAGUAUAAGCAUUUGCAUGAUAAGCAAUUAUUAUAUUUUACACAUAGUGAGGAAAUUUACCGUCGCAUAUAUAACGAAACGGUAAUGUACUUAAUUUGAGCAAUAAUUGUUUUCUUGAAUGAAAAUUUGUCUUUAUGUCAUGUAUCAAUCUCAUAAAACAUGUAUGUCAUGAGUUUCGUUCGAUAAAAAAUAUUUUUCUGCUGCGAAAAUCUAAGAAACAAAGAAAAUUAAUUGAUCUUUGAAAGGAUAAAGAGAAAAAGAGCAAAUAGUUAUAUUCUUGUUUCUUCUAUUGUUGAUUACAAUACUGUAUUUUCUUGUUUUUAUAUUGAAAAGGUUGACAAUAAAAACUUUGGAUUAAG